CCUCAGGGCUAUGGGACUCACCUGAUGAACCACCUGAAGGAGUACCACAUCAAGCACAACAUCCUCUACUUCCUCACCUAUGCGGACGAGUAUGCCAUCGGCUACUUCAAAAAGCAGGGCUUUUCCAAGGACAUCAAGGUCCCCAAGAGCCGCUACCUGGGCUACAUCAAGGACUAUGAGGGGGCGACCCUGAUGGAGUGUGAGCUGAACCCUCGCAUCCCCUACACUGAGCUCUCCCACAUCAUCAAGAAGCAGAAGGAGAUCAUCAAGAAACUGAUCGAGAGGAAACAGGCACAGAUCCGCAAGGUCUACCCUGGCCUGACCUGCUUCAAGGAGGGUGUGCGGCAGAUCCCCAUCGAGAGCGUCCCUGGCAUCCGAGAAACGGGGUGGAAACCACUGGGGAAGGAGAAGGGGAAGGAGCUGAAGGAUCCAGACCAGCUCUACAACACCCUCAAGAACCUUCUGGCCCAGAUCAAG
Molecule: messenger RNA, 477 nt
Organism: Acanthisitta chloris (rifleman)
Lineage: Eukaryota; Metazoa; Chordata; Aves; Passeriformes; Acanthisittidae
Product: histone acetyltransferase KAT2A-like
Exons: 5
Biological process (GO): chromatin remodeling; positive regulation of transcription by RNA polymerase II
Cellular component (GO): histone acetyltransferase complex
Molecular function (GO): histone H3 acetyltransferase activity
Source: RefSeq, a predicted model, not a curated record